Messenger RNA from Rhodotorula graminis WP1, 2085 nucleotides. RefSeq lists its product as uncharacterized. The transcript has 4 exons. The record is from RefSeq and is a predicted model, not a curated record. Bases 1 to 1863 code for a protein of 620 amino acids. NCBI's taxonomy places the organism in Eukaryota, Fungi, Basidiomycota, Microbotryomycetes, Sporidiobolales, Sporidiobolaceae.
AUGGCCACCAACACGGCCGCACCCUCGACUGCAGCUACUGCCACCGCCACCGAGUCGGUCGCCUCGUUCGACCCGCUCAAGGGCUACGCCCACUCGCCUCCCGCCUCCUCCUCGACCGCACCUCGCCCCUCCUCCUCGACCUCGACCUCGGCCGCACCUCGCGCCGACUCGCGCCCCGCGGCACCCCAGCAGCGGCCCUCGGCUCAGCCCAUGCGCCGCCGCUCGAGCAGGCGCAGCGCCCGCGGCGACGACCCGGACGACAGCCUCGACAGCGACGACGCCCGCUCGACCUCGCGGCGGGGCACCACGGCCAGGCGAGGUGGCGCAGCGCACCGGGCCACGGGCGUGCAGCCGCCCAAGGACGACGACCUGUUCGACACGGACGACGCCUUCCAGGCUUACGCCGACGCCGAGCGCGCCUCCGGGUGGCACCACCUCCCGCUCUUCCUCGUCGGCCUCCCCUCGCUCGGCGCCGUCGUGCACGGCCGCGCAGAGCACUGGAGCGACGCCAUCAUCCUCGCCCUCGUCGUAUUCUACCUUUACCAGCUCAUCAAGGUGCCGUGGGAGCUCUACUACGCCUCGUACGCGCGCUCCGUCCUCCCCGUCGGCAUCGAGCCCGGUGCGCCCGACUCGGACGAGGACCCGCAAGUCGUCGCCCGCCGCGCCGAGUCGGCCCAAGCCCUGCGCCGCAACGAGCUCAUGGCCCUGUGGUCGACCUUCCUCGUGCCCGUCGUCGGCGCCUCGCUCCUCCAUUACGCCCGGGGCCUCCUGAGCGACCCGGACCGCUUCAUCAACCGGUUCCUGAUCGGCCUCUUCGCCAUCGCGAGCUCGGUCAAGCCCGUUCUGCACUUUGUCAAGCUCGUCAAGCACAACUCGCUGUACCACCAGGAGGUCGUGCACUACCCGUCGUCGCGCGUCCACCAGCUUCAGCAACGUGUCGACCGCCUCGAAAAGGAGCUCUCGCAGCUUUCGCGCACCUCGGUCCCGCUGUCGACGUUCGAGUCGCUCUCGUCGUCCCUGUCGUCGACCUUGACGCCGCUCCAGCGCCAGCUGCGCCGCCAGACGCUCGAGACGCAGCACGCCCAGCUCUCGUCGACCGAGCGCCUGAGCGCCCUCGCCGGCGCCGUCGACGAGCUGUGCCUCGCGUUCCAGGCGCAGGACCAAGAGCUCGUCGCCCUGCGCGACGUCGUCGCCUCGCGUUCGACCGCCGCCGCCAAGCGCUCGCCCGCCCUCGGCAACGCAGCCGCCGUCCUCGGCAGCGUCGUCAAGCACCUCGUCGUGUACCUCGCGACGCCGGCGUACGCGCACCGCCGCGACGACGAGCGCGAGCGGCACGGCGUCGCGUGGUACGCGCUGUGGCCCGUCACGGUCCCGCGCGCGCUCGUCGGGUGGGCCGUCAAGGGCACGGCCAAGGGCGCCGUCAAGGCGCUCGGGUGGGAGGGCGACGCUGAGGCGGCGGCGGCGGCGUCGUCGGCGGGCGCAGGUGGAGGAGGGGGCGCGCUCGACAAGGGGAGGAACCACAGGAGGAUCACGAGCGCGCCGAGUGCGGCUGCGGCUCUCGCAGGAGGCGGACCGGGAGCGGACAAGGAGGAGGUCGAGCCCUACAGCGAGGAGGACGAUGGCUCGGAGGAGGAGGACGACCUCGACCUCGACCUCGACCUCGACCGCGCUCGCCCUGCCCCGGCCUCGACUCGCGCCCCGUCCUACAGCGCGCCCUCGUACAUGCCGUACGCCCAGCAGGCGCGCUACGCCCGCACGCAGCAGCAGGUCCCCGUGCCCGUCGCCGGCCGUCGCCCCGGCGCAGGGCUGCGCUCGUCGUCGAGCCGGGCGCAGCAGCAGCAGCGCGUCGUCGGUGCGGCGUGAGGAGCGUCGUCGUGCCCUCUCGCCGUCGUCCAGGGCUGUGGCGGUCGGCGUCCCGCUCAGCGCUUUUGUACCUCUCCCGCUUGUCCCCCUUGCACUUCCUCUCUCCUUCUCUCCUCUCCCCUCCCCUCCCAUCGGCUUGUACCCAUCGUCAUUGCCUUCCCUCGCACUCUGUCCGUACUAGUUUUACUUGCAACGCGCCAGCUAUUCCGCUUCGCCUCCUCA